Messenger RNA from Salvia splendens (bonfire salvia), 954 nucleotides. RefSeq names its product protein P21-like. Lineage: Eukaryota; Viridiplantae; Streptophyta; Magnoliopsida; Lamiales; Lamiaceae. The transcript has a single exon. The coding region runs from base 66 to 734 and encodes 222 amino acids. The record is from RefSeq and is a predicted model, not a curated record.
AAAAACACCUCAUUCCAUUUCCAUUUCCACUUCCACUUCAACUCAAACCAAACAAACAAACAACCAUGAAAUCCAACCUCUUCUUCAUCCUCCUCCCACUCUUCCUCCUCCUCCCUUCCUCCGCCAUCCGCUUCGACAUCGAAAACAACUGCUCCUACACCCUCUGGCCCGCCGUCCUCCCCCACGGGGGCGGCCGCCGCCUUGACAGCGGGCAGACCUGGACCCUCGACUUCCCCGACGGGCCCAGGCUGGCCAGAAUCUGGGCCCGCACCAACUGCUCCUUCGACUCCUCCGGCCGCGGCUCCUGCCUCACCGGAGACUGCGCUGGCCAGCUCAACUGCACCUCCUACGGCGCCCCGCCGCUCUCCAAGGCAGAGUACGGCCUCAACAACUUCGCCCACGAGGACUACUACGACGUCUCCCUCAUCGACGGCUUCAACGUCCCCCUUGAGAUGACCCCGACCACCAACGGCUGCUCCAAGCCCGUCCGGUGCUCGGCCGACGUCGUCGCCCAGUGCCCCGCCGACCUCAGGGCCCCCGGCGGCUGCCACAACCCGUGCACCGUCUACAAGACGCCCGAGUACUGCUGCCGGGCUGGGAGGUGCCUCCCCACCGAUAAGUCGAGGUACUUUAAGGGGCUGUGCCCCGAGACGUUCACCUACCCGGAGGACGACCCCACUAGCACCUUCACGUGCCCGGAGGGAACCAACUAUCGGGUCGUCUUCUGUCCCUAAAGCUCCCUCCUCCGCACGUGAAUAAAUUAAAAGAGACAUUUUGAUUUGGCACGAGACUUAUCUAAUAAUGGGAGUACUAUUUUAUGUACAAUUCCAAAAUAUGUCUAGGACACAUGUAUUUUUCAUUGAUGAAUAUUUUAAUUCGCGUAUCUAGGAUUUGUGUUACUCACUAUUUCAGUAAAAUAUAAAUUUAAGUAAAAUUUUCUUCAAUUUUAUUGGA